CAGCGGCUCCGGAGCGCAGUCGGAGCAGAGGAGGGAAGGCCAGGCCGGGACUUGUGCUGCCGCCGCCGCCGCCGCCUGCCAGAAACCAUGCCAGUGCCAGACCCAAGAGGGGAUACGGGCCGAUGGGCCAACGCCAGUGCCCGCCUGCGAACGGCCGGCCAGCCGGAGCAGCCACCCAGGAGGAGGAAACGGAAUUGGUUCUAUAGGUGUUGCCGGUGCUGCUCAGGCCAGGCGGAUGAUGCCGAUUGGGGACCCGCGCCGGGGGAGGUGCCUGGAGCUCGGCGGACGGCUCCUGUCAUCCGUGAGGGCAUGCUGGUGGUCAGCGGCAUUGACAUGCUGGGCAGCCGGUCGAGCACCAACCGGCACGCGCACCACACGGACGAAUACGAAUACGACAACCUCAUCGUCCGCCGCGGGCAGCCGUUCGAUAUCCGGCUUCAGUUCCAGCAGGAUUACGACCCCGAAGAGCACCGGGUUUGCCUCGAGUUCCUCAUCGGGCCUUCGCCACAGACCUCCAAGGGGACACACGUCCUGAUCCCGUUGGGCACCCGACUGUCAGACAAGAGCUGGGGAGCGGAGUUGGUCGAUUGGGAAAAAAACACCAUGCUCCUCCGGGUCACCAGUUCGCCCACGGCUGUGAUCGGCAAAUACAAGUUCAGCGUCAAGACCCGAAGCAAGGCGGGCGAGUAUCAGGCGCCCUUCGACCCCCGCUAUGAGACUUAUGUCAUCUUCAACCCCUGGUGUUCUGAGGACCCGGUUUACAUGCCACAGACCGGAACUCUGGACGAGUACGUGCUGAAUGAAGUCGGGCGCAUCUACUACGGGACCGAGUCGCAGAUCGGGGAGCGGACGUGGAAUUACGGGCAGUUUGACAAGGGAGUCCUGGACGCCUGCCUCUAUAUGCUGGACCGGCGAGGGAUGCCACAUACGAGCCGUGGGGACCCCAUCAUGGUCUCUCGUGUUGUCUCUGCCAUGGUCAACUCUUUGGAUGACAACGGGGUCCUGGUAGGAAACUGGACGGGUGACUAUUCCCGCGGCACCAACCCCUCGGCCUGGGUGGGCAGCCGCGACAUUCUCCUGCAGUAUCACCAGACAGGCUACCCCGUGAUGUACGGGCAGUGCUGGGUGUUCGCUGGAGUCGUGACUACAGUGCUGCGUUGCCUGGGCAUCGCCACGCGGACGGUCACGAACUACAACUCGGCCCACGACACCGACGUCAGCCUCACCAUGGACAUUUACUUCGACGAGAACAUGAAGCCCUUGGAAAACCUGAAUGCCGACUCCGUCUGGAAUUUCCAUGUCUGGAACGACUGCUGGAUGACACGCCCUGAUCUGCCUUCGGGGUUUGAUGGCUGGCAGGUGGUGGACGCCACGCCUCAAGAGUCAAGCAGUGGCAUCUUUUGCUGUGGACCCUGCUCCGUUGAGGCCAUCAAGAACGGGUUGGUCUACAUGAAGUAUGAUGCCUCGUUCUGUUUUGCUGAGGUGAACAGUGAUAAGGUGUAUUGGCAGCGCCAAUCUGACGGCAGCUUCAAGAUUGUCUAUGUGGAGGAGAAAGCAAUUGGCCACCUGAUCAGCACCAAGGCGGUGGGCUCCCACAAGCGCGAGGACGUCACCAGCCUCUACAAACACCCUGAAGGAUCCGAGGAGGAGCGCAAGGCAGUGGAAACGGCUGCCAAGCAUGGCACCAAGGCCCACAUCUACAAGAACAAAGACUGGCGGGAGGACAUUUCACUGUCGGUGGAUGCACAAGACGCCUACACGGGGCAAGACAUCACCCUGCGGGUCCACCUGAAGAACAAAAGCAACAUGCCCCGUGAGGUCUCUCUCAACCUCUUCGUGGCCGUCAUGUACUACACGGGCGUCACCAGCAGCCCUUUUAAGAAGGAGCAGCGGCAGGUCCAGAUUCCAGCAAACGGAACCCAGACCGUUCCGAUGCUGAUCACCUACGCCGAGUACAAGCCCCACCUGGUGGACCAGGGGGCCAUGAAGCUCAGCAUCUCUGGAAAAGUGACUGAGACAGGUCAAGUGCUGGCUAAGGAGCACACCUUCCGUCUGCGCACUCCGGAUCUCACUCUGACGUUACUGGGCCCAGCCAUCGUCGGACAAGAGACCCAGGUCCAGAUCGUCUUCAAAAACCCACUUCCUGUCAUGCUGACUAGCGUCAUCUUCCACAUGGAGGGAUCCGGGCUCUCCACCCCCAAUACCAUGACAGUGGGGGAUAUCGGCCCACACCAGACGGUGAAGAUGCGCCAGACGUUCACGCCGCUACGCCCGGGCCGUCGCCAGCUGGUUGCCAGCAUGGACAGCCCUCAGCUCUCCCAGGUCCACGGAGUGCUGACGAUGGAUGUGGCGCCAGGACCUGCGCGGGGCCCGGGAGGUUCCCCUGCCCCCAAUCGGGCUUCCCCUGUCCUUUCCCGAGACUCUCCCGGUAGGCAGCCCACCAACCGUGGCAGCCCCGCGAACACCCGUGCUUCUCCGGCGCGGGGCUCCCCGGCUCGCCAGCCAGAUCCCCGUGGGUCCCCCAAUGCCCGCGGGUCCCCCAACGCCCAUGGGUCCCCCAACGCCCGUGGGUCACCAGUUGUUGGCAGAAGAGACCGGACUGGGCGCCCUGUCUGAGCCAGACUCUAGUAGUUGCUAUGUACUGUAUAUCUACAAUGCCAGCAGAAGUGGGGGGCAAGAGGGGGGGAAGGGGGGCCACCCGCCUGAGCCACAGAACCACAGCACUGCAGUGGGGGGAAGGGCGGGGGGGGAAACUGGAUUUCCCCGUCCCCGUCCCAGGGUAUCUCCUGUGUGCCCACCGAGAAAGACCCCCUACCAUCUCCCUUUCUGCCUUAUUUACAUUAGCCCUGAGGUUGCCACCGGCUCGCUAUCCCCCAAACACGCUCACAUCCCUAAUCUCACUUGCUGUAUGUAUUCAUCCGCUCACACCACCCAAAGUAACUGUAAUCCACCCUUUGUUUGCUGUAUAUAUUCAUCUGCUCGCGCCACCCAACGUCACUGUAAUCCACCCUUUCCGUUCCCAUAAAGAGCCACCAGUUCUUCCCAGAGUCCCUUUGCACCCAUCCUCCCCUUGUGUUCACUUACCACUUAUACCCCCUUCCCUUGCUUGCGCUUUCCUUGCGUCAAAGCAUCCGUCCUGCCCAUUUUCUCACCCUCGAGCCUUCAAGGGUCCCCUAAAACGCUGGCUCUGGUUGCACGCCACCCCUUUCCCCAACACGCUCGGUUCUGCACCCCACUGAUACAGGCAGCUCCCCAAGGCCCCCCUGGGUUACUCGCUUUUCCGUUUUGUUCUGAAGCCCUUCCGAGGUGACCGCAAAGAGCCGCUCCUGAGCCCAGCCCUCCGGGUCUGUCCCAAACAGAUCGGCUGGAAUUUACCUCCCCUGUACAGGAAACGGGACUGCAUAACCUGGCCCUCCCCGACCAGCUUUGGGGAGGUGAAUUUGUAUAGGUUAGGAUGGGGUUUCUUUCAGGGAUCCCCACAAGUAAUGCACGCGACGGAAGGAAAUGGAGAAAGGAUAAGCCGCUGUUAGGGUAUAUUGGCCGGCCGCUGCCGGAUCGCCUUUGCUCACGUAUUUAAACGCUUGCACUUUCCAAAGAGCCGAGGCCCUUCUUCGACUUGCACUGAAGCUGAGCUAUUAAAGGGGUUAUAUGGGCAAGGGGGUGGGGGCGAGUGGGAGGUGGGGAACACACCGCACUGUUUGCCAAGCCAGGGGACACCCCUGACGAUGUACGAGAAGAGACCGUUUUUACAUUUAAAGGACAAGCAAAUGAACAACGCCAAG
This is a messenger RNA of Gekko japonicus, 3782 nucleotides long. RefSeq names its product transglutaminase 1 (gene TGM1). Gene Ontology annotation, biological process: peptide cross-linking. Gene Ontology annotation, molecular function: protein-glutamine gamma-glutamyltransferase activity. The transcript has 15 exons. The record is from RefSeq and is a predicted model, not a curated record. Lineage: Eukaryota; Metazoa; Chordata; Lepidosauria; Squamata; Gekkonidae. The coding region runs from base 88 to 2616 and encodes 842 amino acids.